Dipodomys ordii (Ord's kangaroo rat) is the source of this 2123-nucleotide messenger RNA. RefSeq names its product dihydrolipoamide S-acetyltransferase (gene Dlat). The transcript is spliced from 14 exons. NCBI's taxonomy places the organism in Eukaryota, Metazoa, Chordata, Mammalia, Rodentia, Heteromyidae. Bases 86 to 2035 code for a protein of 649 amino acids. Gene Ontology annotation, molecular function: dihydrolipoyllysine-residue acetyltransferase activity. Gene Ontology annotation, biological process: pyruvate decarboxylation to acetyl-CoA. The record is from RefSeq and is a predicted model, not a curated record. Gene Ontology annotation, cellular component: pyruvate dehydrogenase complex.
GCAGAACCGCGCUGCUCUUGGAGAGGUCACUGCGGAGACACCGCCUGGGUUUUGGGGCGUGCAGGGGUGGGGGGCCUGUGGCACUAUGUGGCGCCUCUGUGCGCGACAGGCCCAGAGUGCAGCCCCGAAGGUAGGACUUGGGGCUCGCUGGACGGCCUUGAGAGAGGGACCCGGAGCCCCGAGCGCGAGCCGGCGGGCUGGUCCCACUUUGGUCCGUUGCCGCAGCGCGACCACCGGGCAUGGCGGGGUCCGGGCCCUGUGUCGCUGGGGCCCCAGCCCCGGGCCCGCUCCUCGGAAUCGCCUGCUGCUGCUGCAGCUUCUGGGGUCUCCAGGCCGUCGCUGGUAUAGUCUACCCCCGCAUCAGAAGGUUCCGUUGCCUUCUCUUUCCCCCACUAUGCAGGCAGGCACCAUAGCCCGUUGGGAGAAAAAAGAAGGAGAGAAAAUCAACGAGGGAGACCUAAUUGCAGAGGUUGAAACAGAUAAAGCCACUGUUGGUUUUGAGAGCCUGGAAGAGUGUUAUAUGGCAAAGAUACUUGUUGCUGAAGGCACGAGAGAUGUUCCUGUUGGAUCCAUCAUAUGUAUCACAGUUGGAAAGCCAGAGGAUAUUGAGGCCUUUAAAAAUUAUACAUUGGAUUCCUCAGCAGCACCGACCCCACAGGCAGCCCCAACUCCAUCUCCAGCCGCUGCCUCAGCCCCUGCAUCUUCUGCUCAGGCUCCCGGCAGCUCAUAUCCAACUCAUAUGCAGGUACUUCUUCCUGCCCUCUCUCCCACCAUGACCAUGGGCACAGUUCAGAGAUGGGAAAAAAAAGUGGGUGAGAAGCUAAGUGAAGGAGACUUACUGGCAGAGAUAGAGACGGACAAGGCCACUAUAGGUUUUGAAGUACAGGAAGAAGGUUAUCUGGCAAAAAUCCUGGUUCCUGAAGGCACAAGAGAUGUUCCUCUAGGAACCCCACUUUGUAUCAUCGUAGAAAAAGAGGCAGAUAUAGCAGCAUUUGCCGACUAUAGACCAACUGGAGUAACUGACUUAAAACCACAAGCACCACCACCUGUCUCACCCCCGGUGGCCACUGUUCCUCCAACUCCUCAACCUUUAGCCCCUACACCAUCCGCCACUCCUGCUGGGCUAGCUGCUCCUUCUGGACCAAAGGGAAGGAUAUUCGUUAGUCCUCUUGCGAAGAAGUUGGCAGCAGAGAAAGGGAUUGACCUUUCACAAGUAAAAGGGACGGGACCAGAGGGCAGAAUCAUCAAGAAGGACAUUGACUCUUUUGUGCCUUCUAAAGCUGUUCCUGCUGCAGCAGCUGCUAUGGCUCCCCCAAGUCCAGGUGUGGCACCGGUUCCUACAGGGGUCUACACAGAUAUCCCAAUCAGCAACAUUCGUCGAGUUAUUGCACAGAGAUUAAUGCAAUCCAAGCAAACUAUACCUCAUUAUUACCUUUCUAUUGAUGUAAAUAUGGGAGAAGUUUUGUUGGUACGGAAAGAACUUAAUAAGAUUUUAGAAGGAAAAAGCAAAAUUUCUGUCAAUGACUUUAUCAUAAAAGCUUCAGCUCUGGCAUGUUUAAAAGUUCCUGAAGCAAAUUCUUCAUGGAUGGACACAGUUAUAAGACAAAAUCAUGUUGUUGAUGUCAGUGUUGCAGUCAGUACUCCUGUAGGCCUCAUCACGCCCAUUGUGUUUAACGCACACAUAAAAGGACUAGAAACCAUUGCUAAUGAUGUUGUUUCUUUAGCCACCAAAGCAAGAGAGGGUAAACUGCAGCCACAUGAGUUCCAGGGUGGAACUUUUACAAUCUCCAAUUUAGGAAUGUUUGGAAUUAAAAAUUUUUCUGCCAUUAUUAAUCCACCUCAAGCAUGUAUUUUGGCAAUUGGUGCUUCAGAGGAUAAACUAGUUCCAGCAGACAAUGAAAAAGGAUUUGAUGUGGCUAGUAUGAUGUCUGUUACACUCAGCUGUGACCAUCGAGUUGUGGAUGGAGCAGUUGGUGCCCAGUGGCUUGCUGAGUUUAGGAAAUACCUGGAGAAACCUGUAACCAUGUUGUUAUAAUUUACUGAAGAACUUCUAGACUCCCAAGUCACUUUGGUUCAUUCUUAUCAAGAUAUUUAUAUGUUAUUAAACAGGUGGUUCUUUGAAA